AUGUCUGUGGCUAAUACUAAGGUUAAGUCUCAGAAUCAAGAUCAUGUUCAUGAUCAUGCUCAUGCUCACGCUCAUGCUCAAGCCCAUGCUUAUGCUCACGCUCAUGCUCAAGCCCAUGCUCAAGCUCAUGCUCAAGCCCAUGCUUAUGCUCACGCUCAUGCUCAAGCCCAUGCUCAAGCUCAUGCUCAAGCCCAUGCUCAAAAUCAUGCUCACUCUGAAGUUCAUGCUCAGACCCACGCUGAUGCUCAACCACAAGCUCACGCUCAUUCUCAAACUCAUGCUCGUGCUCAUGCCUAUGUCUAUGCCCAUGCCCUACCCCACUUUACAAUCCUCUAUCCUUAA
Molecule: messenger RNA, 342 nt
Organism: Bursaphelenchus okinawaensis
Lineage: Eukaryota; Metazoa; Nematoda; Chromadorea; Rhabditida; Aphelenchoididae
Source: the annotation of a GenBank genome assembly